AUGGCAAGUCCAAGACUGUUAGGGACUGCUUUCCUGGUCUUGCUUAUUGUAGACAUCGCCUUUGCUGCUAGGACACUGCAGGCAAUCAGUGGAGGUGGAGGUGGAGGAUAUGGUGCUGGUGGUCGAGGAGGAGGUGGAGGCGGAGGAGGGGGUGGAGGCGGAGGCGGCGGCGGCGGUAGCGGAAGUGGGUCAGGUUCUGGCUAUGGGUCCGGUAGCGGCUCAGGCUAUGGUUCUGGUGGUGGGAUAGGUGCUGGAGAAGGUGGAGGUGGUGGCGGAGGCAGUGGAGGCGGAGGUGGUGGUGGUGGUGGUGGAGGUCACGGCGGUGGAUCCGGAAGCGGGUCGGGCUAUGGAAGUGGGUCAGGCUAUGGAAGUGGAAGUGGAAGUGGAAGUGGCCGUGGCAGGGGCGGGAAUGGAAGUGGUGGAGGAGGGGGAGGGGGAGGCGGAGGCGGAGGCGGAGGUGGUGGAGGUCACGGCAGUGGAUCCGGAAGUGGGUCGGGAAGUGGAAGUGGCAGUGGAAGUGGAAGUGGCGGGAAUGGAAGAGGUGGAGGAGGAGGAGUUUUGGUGAGUUGCAUGGUAACAUCCGUUGUUCCAACAGCUGACAGAUCCUCAGGAGGAACCCCUUCCAUCCGAACUUGUGCUGCUUUCAGGCGUACGAUUUUACAGGGACAGCUCCUCCAAGAUAAGGUUACUAUCUCCGAGUAA
Molecule: messenger RNA, 702 nt
Organism: Populus nigra (black poplar)
Lineage: Eukaryota; Viridiplantae; Streptophyta; Magnoliopsida; Malpighiales; Salicaceae
Product: putative glycine-rich cell wall structural protein 1
Exons: 3
Coding region: 1-702 (233 amino acids)
Source: RefSeq, a predicted model, not a curated record